Molecule: messenger RNA, 1882 nt
Organism: Plectropomus leopardus (leopard coralgrouper)
Lineage: Eukaryota; Metazoa; Chordata; Actinopteri; Perciformes; Serranidae
Source: RefSeq, a predicted model, not a curated record
AUGAAUGACUUAACAGGUACGGGAACCAACGCCUGCUACAUGGAGGAGAUGAAGAACGUGAAGCGUGUGGAAGGCGAGGAUGGGAGGAUGUGCAUCAACACAGAAUGGGGCGGCUUCGGAGAUGACGGCUCCCUGAAAGACAUCCAGACGGAGUUUGACGUGGUGGUGGACGAGACAUCCAUCAACCCUGGCGUCCACACCUUUGAGAAGAUGAUCAGCGGUAUGUAUUUGGGAGAAAUUGUUCGGCUGCUGCUGGUGAGGCUCACAGAAGAGAAGGUGCUGUUCAAGGGACAGGCAUCUGAGGCGCUGCUGACUCCGGGCGCAUUUGAGACAAAGUUCAUGUCUGCGAUGGAGGAGGAGGACGGUGGUCUGAAAAACUCCCAGAAUAUUCUGACUAAGUUGGGUCUGAACUGGGACUCUGUCGACUCCCGCGUGGUGCGUCUGAUCUGCGACACCAUCUCCACACGCUCUGCCAGUCUGUGCGCCGCUGCCCUGGCAACCAUUGCCAACCGUAUCCGUGUAAACCGCGGCCUGGACCAUCUGAAGACCACCGUGGGGGUGGAUGGGACGGUCUACAGAAAACACCCCAAUUUCAGCAUUGAUCUCCAGGAGAUGGUGCGCCUCCUCGCCCCUGAUUGUGACAUCACCUUCCUUGUUUCUGAGGAUGGUAGUGGGAAGGGCGCUGCCAUGGUAACAGCGGUGGCACAGCGACUUGCUCUCCAGUCCCGGCUGUUAGAGGACAGCGACGGGGAGAGCGAGGAUGAAGAGGAGGAAGUUGAAUAGAGUAGAGAAGAUGCAGGUGAAACGCAAGACUUAUUCUGUUUUUAAAGCCGGCAGUAUUCUCAUUCAGCUAAAUUUGUUAAUAUGAUAUUUAAGUUUUCCUCUUGCACAACUAAACAAUGAAUCAGACUUCAGUUACCUUUUCAGUUUGCUGUAACAACCUUUGUAAUGUUUCUGAAACAUAACGGUUCCCCGUGGAGUCUUAGACCUCGAGUAGCGUAACGGAGCUUUUUUCUUUGAGUGCCAAAAAAAUCAGGAAAGAAGAAGACUGCAGCUUGUAAACAUGGAUGCAAACAACACAGGAUUUAAAAACGUUAAAUGAGGAAGGAAAUAUAUUUAACAUGCCUCGAAAAUUCACAAAGUAUGUCUUGUUGAGUAAUACUGACUUUAAACUUUAAUUUGUUUACAAGAACUCCCCAGGGCACCUUUAAGCCAAUCAGCAUGACAGCCCAGUGUGUGAUUGACAGGUGAUGUCAGGGAAAUGCAGCACAGUCACCUCUUCAGCAAAUAAGUGAGACUAAAUUUUAAAUAAUCAUAAGCAGAGGGGCACUCAGAGCAUGCAGACCUACACAAAGUCCAAAUGCCCUGUCUCACAAUAUUAACAAAAGUGAAAAAUAAUUUGUUUGUUCACCCUGUGAUUUGGAUCCUCUCCCAAUCCCCCAAGUGUUUUUGUUGUUGAUAUGAGUAAUGCAGAUUUUUUUAAAAAAAAAAGAUCUUUUUGCCUCUUGUUCAAUUUAAAACGUUUUUUUAAUCCAUCACUUAGUUUGCGUUUAACAUUGCUGUCAACUGUUUACAUGAUCACUUCUCUGAUCCUUAAUGUGGUUGAGUUGAAACUGAAGCUCCACAAAAAAAACCUAUAAAACAGAUUUAAGAUGCUAAAAAACGGAUGCUAACUCAAUCAGUGUAAAAUAAAGUAUUCAUACGUUUGGAUUUAUAUCAUACAAAUUAAAACUUUAAGUUCUUGGUCAGCUGUUUUGUAAUUACAAAUCACUUUUUUUUAACAAUCUUAGCAGCUAAGAUGAUAGAGACAGUCAAGGGCAUUAAAACAGAAAUAUGUAUAUCAGCUGAUAUUACAUUAGGAGGAUUACUGGAAACUAAAUGU